Molecule: messenger RNA, 871 nt
Organism: Plectropomus leopardus (leopard coralgrouper)
Lineage: Eukaryota; Metazoa; Chordata; Actinopteri; Perciformes; Serranidae
Source: RefSeq, a predicted model, not a curated record
AUGUCCGAUAACAGGUGUGGCGACGCUCUGCAUCUGUCUGACCUCCAGCUGUUGAACUACGAUGCCGUGGUGACACAGGAAGUUCUGCAGCCUUUGUCCUGCCUCCGCAGCCUGUCAGUCUUCCACCUGUACUCUGUACCUGGACCCACCUGUCACCUGCAAACAUGGCUGAUGUCACUGCCACAGCUCCGCAGCCUCAGCGUGCACGGAGGCCAUCCUCUGGCGGUGUAUGUUGACUUCCUGCCAUCCUCUCUGCUCAGUCUGACUCUCUGUGUGGACCUCCAGCCUGAAGACCUGCAGGUGGUCUCCCAGAGAGCUCCGCACCUGGAGCACCUGCACCUGGAGCCCUGGAGCUCCUCCACCCACCUCAUCAGGCUCCUCCCACAUUUGUUCCCCAACCUCAGGACGCUCCGCAUCAGACACCAACACCUGUUGGACGGAGACUUCUUGAGUCUGCAGCAUCUUCAGCGACUCGACACUCUGGAGAUCCUGGACUCGUACUACAGACCAGACCCGAGUGACCCGAGCUGGGUCAUCUACGAGCCGAGUCCCCGUCUGCUGCAGCUGAUCUCUGACCUACAGAGACUAACCAAUCACAGAGUUCGAGUCAUCACCAGCUCACACAGAGACGUGUUGUCCUGCAGUUGUGUCUGACCAAUCAGAGACAGUCUGACACCUGCUGUGAGGGCGGGUCCUUGGCAUAGGUGAUAAAGGCCGUCGCCUAGAGCGCCUCUCACUGGAGGAGCCGCUGCUCAUGCUGAAAAAAACAAAAAACAAGACGAUACUAAUAUCCUGCCCCCGUUAACGGCCUUUGCUCCUGUUCUGUGUUGAAAAUGACAAACGAACACAUAAAGAACGAAAUAAUCACAAA